AUGACUCCCGAUGAACUACGAGUGCUACCUGGUGGAGAGGAGCCGAUCCCAAGGAAUGGAAGUUGGGGGGGUUCGCGGACGGGUUUCUAUCCAGCAGAUUUUAUUCACCCAGCAGCUGGAAGCUACCCCUACCCUUGGGAGUAUGAGCCAGAGCACAAGGCGGAGUAUUUGUUUGCGUUGACCAUUGUAAUGGUGGUGCUUUCAACGCUGGUAGUUGCUGUGAGGAUUGGGUCUAGGGUUAUGCUGAGAACGUUGGGUGUGGAUGAUUGGCUGAUUAUUGGUGCGACGUUGAAUACCAUAGCAGUCGGCGCUACAAUAAUCAUUGGUGUUGUUAGUGGUGGUGCAGGCGUACAUUGGUGGGAUCUAGAAUACCCCGAGUUCAAAAAAGGACGAGGAAUUAUUAUGAGUUUCCAUGGCGCUAUCUAUGCUACAGCUGUCCUCUUCAUUAAGCUGUCGAUACUAUGUUUUCUGAGGAGACUGUUCACAAAUACCUCAGGAUGGAUGACGAAGCUGAUAAUGCUCUACAUUGUCGUUAAUAUCAUCUUUUUUGUGACGAGCUUUUUUUGCCUAUUCUUUUUGAAUGCUUCGUUCGGACUUCUUUAUCCUCUGGGUGGUGUGCACCUGAGCUUGGAGAUUGCAAUAUUGAUACUCCCCAUGAGAAUGGUUUGGCGACUGCAACUUCCGUGCACCCAGAAAAUCAUUUCGACUCUGAUCCUAGGACUUGGUGGAGUUGUGUGCAUAAUAUCUGUACUCCGCCUCUACUAUUUCUACACGUAUAUUACCUCCUUCGAUGCCACCUACAACGCUACUUAUAUAUACUUGUACAAUCUCCUCGAAUGCACGCUAGGUAUUUUUACCUCAUCAGCGCCGUCAAUGAAGGCAGCUUAUACACACUUCACGAAGCCUCGGGUAGAAAGGGGCUCUAAUGAAGGCAUUCUAGACGGGGAUGGGUCGAGAAAUGCAUCUCAAGAAGGUUUGGAUAAGGGUGUUGGCUGCGUUAGGAUGGCACAGCGGCAGGAUUAUGACGAAGAGGCCGCGUUGAGGCCGUUCCAAGCAAGACUUGAGAUAGUGCGUUCGAGAGACGAGAUAUUUUUCCCCGAGUCUGAGAUUCGGACUAGUGUAUUAUUGCCAGAUUUUCCACAUUGA
Messenger RNA from Morchella importuna, 1146 nucleotides. RefSeq lists its product as uncharacterized. Bases 1 to 1146 code for a protein of 381 amino acids. The record is from RefSeq and is a predicted model, not a curated record. The transcript has 6 exons. Lineage: Eukaryota; Fungi; Ascomycota; Pezizomycetes; Pezizales; Morchellaceae.